Molecule: messenger RNA, 1307 nt
Organism: Schistocerca piceifrons (Central American locust)
Lineage: Eukaryota; Metazoa; Arthropoda; Insecta; Orthoptera; Acrididae
Exons: 3
Coding region: 111-950 (279 amino acids)
Source: RefSeq, a predicted model, not a curated record
CGGGACGCCAGUCCAGCCGCUAGCGACGCAGCCCCUGCGAGCCUCGCCCGCCGCCCCGUCUUCUGCAUGCGCCGUCUCUGCCACGGCAGACUACACGAGCGGGGUAGAAAAUGCUUUUUGAAGCAUGGAUACUUUUCCUACUUGCUAUGACACUUCCUGAUGCCAUCCUGGGAAUCACAACAUCUCAGCAGAGUUUUUCAGCAGUAACUGCUUCAUCAAAAGAUGGAAGAACAGCACGAAAACCAAGAGAGAAUUGUAGGUCAGCAAUUGAAUCAGCAAUGGAUUUGAUUAGCAAGCGGAACAUACAACAACCUAAUUUUAAUGGAAGCUUUCUAGAUCUUGCUGGUUAUGCUCUUCAUCAGCCACUCCGUUCAGCUCCAUAUGAUAUGUAUGUGACUGAAAUGCGCAUAAAAAUGCCAGCUCAAGCAGUUUGGUUUGAGGUUGAACAUUGCCACUGGGAGCCUCGUAAACAUACACUAGAAACUCGUCUAGGUUUUUUGGAGCUCAGUGUUACAGGUGCAGUGAAAUUAUAUGAAGGAGAUUUCAUAAAAAACACACCACAUCCAUUGCCAACUGAUGUCUGUAAUGUAACGAUGCGCAUGAAACGAGCUGGACUGCAGAUUGCUGCUCAGCCACGUGUAUUGUCCAGUAGCAACAGAGGUAUUGCAGAUAUAGCUAUGGACAGUCAGUUUUUGCAACCUGAAUUUGUGAGUGUAUAUGUUUACGGCUGUCAUCCUCCAGGCCGAGAGCAUCGUGAGGAGUCAGUUAUAGGAGAAAAGCAAAAUUCAGCAAAAAACCGUGCUACUGAAGAUACAACACAGGAAAUGGAACAAGUGUUUCUAAAAGGCAUUCAGUCACUUCUCAAGACUUAUCUUGGAAAGCAGCUUCAGCAGACUAUGAAGAACAUUGUUAUGAGAAAUAUGGGCUACACUGUUUCAUAUGGAAGGUAGUGAUGUAGGUUCACAGUUAUUAAAUGUUAUCAUACCUACAUAUUUUAACUAUAAAUACACCCAGUAUCAGUGAUUUACUUUUUUAAAUGUGUGCUAUGGGAAUGACUUGCAUACAUAAGCAGUUUGAUAAAUUUUCAGAUUUAAUUUUGAUUAUAUGUUUAGAUCACAGUGCAGAAUAAACAGCCUUUAACUGCAACCAUAGAACUGUUAGGUAAAAGACUCAAAAUAGUAAAUAGCACCAAAUUUUUGGGAGUUUGGAUCCAAGAUGACCUAAGAUGGCAGAAACACACACAACACCUAUAUAGUAAAUUAAAUACCAUUUGUUAUAGUAUAAAAAUUCUUGCUGGAUGCACAUCU